Molecule: messenger RNA, 1551 nt
Organism: Diplodia corticola
Lineage: Eukaryota; Fungi; Ascomycota; Dothideomycetes; Botryosphaeriales; Botryosphaeriaceae
Product: homoserine o-acetyltransferase
Exons: 2
Coding region: 1-1551 (516 amino acids)
Biological process (GO): L-homoserine metabolic process
Molecular function (GO): homoserine O-acetyltransferase activity
Source: RefSeq, a predicted model, not a curated record
AUGACUACCCAACCCUCCAAUGGAUCCCACAAAUACCAACGAGUGACUGAGCAGCCCGAGAACCCCUUCUCCAAGCUCAUUCCCGAUCAGCACUUCGCCAUCGUCCCGUCGUACACGCUCGAGUCCGGCGUCGAGCUCCGCAAUGUGCCCGUCGCAUACAAAACCUACGGCAGCCUCUCCCCCGCCGCCGACAAUGCCAUGGUCAUCUGCCAUGCCCUGACAGGCAGUGCCGAUGUCGGCGAUUGGUGGGGCCCACUGCUAGGUGGUCCGGGCAAGGCCUUCGACAUAUCGCGCUUCUUCGUCGUGUGCCUGAACAGCCUGGGCAGCCCCUACGGCAGUGCUAGCCCGGUCACAAACAAAGACGGCGAUUCGGAGCAGGGCCUGUAUGGCCCCGAGUUCCCGCUCACCACGGUCCGCGACGAUGUCAACCUCUUCAAGCUCAUACUGGACGACCUCGGAGUGCGCCAGAUCGCGGCCGUCAUUGGUGGCUCCAUGGGCGGCAUGCUGGUGCUGGAAUUUGCCUACUUCGGCAAGGACUACGUGCGCUGCAUAAUUCCCAUUGCGACGUCUGCGCGCUACAGCGCGUGGGGCAUCAGCUGGGGCGAGGCGCAGCGGCAGAGCAUCUACAGUGACCCCAAGUACGACGACGGCUACUACGCAUUUGAGGACCCGCCGACGACCGGCCUGGCUGCAGCGCGCAUGUCCGCCCUGCUCACCUACCGUAGCCGCGACUCGUUCGAAUCCCGCUUCGGCCGCAACACGCCGGAUCCCUCGCGCCCACAGAAUAUCAACCGCAAGCCACACCCGUCCCCCCUGAUAAACGAGCACUGGGCCAUCCACAACGAAGGACACAAGAACGCCCGUUCCCCCCGCGGUUCGCGCCCAAGUAGCGCCGUCGAUCUGACUGCCGCCGCCGCCAAUGCCACCCUCCCCGCCGCCGCCACGACCGACGUCGAAAUCAGCCGCACCGCCUCGCCCGCGGCUCCGACCAAACUCACGGGCCCGAUCCGUAACAAGGCAAACCGCACGCCUACCUACUUCAGCGCGCAAUCCUACCUGCGCUACCAAGGCGACAAGUUCAUCAAGCGCUUCGACGCCAAUUGCUACAUCGCCAUCACGCGCAAGCUUGACACGCACGACGUCUCCCGUAACCGCGUCGAGGACAACAUCACCGACAACCUCGAGUCCAGCACCGGUUCCCUCUCGGCUGACUCGGUCCGCACCGCGCUCUCGCAGAUCGCCCAGCCCACGCUCAUCCUCGGCAUCCAGUCCGACGGUCUCUUCACCUUUGCUGAGCAGGAGGAGCUCGCAGCCGCCAUCCCGAACGCCCUGCUCAAGACGAUCGACUCGCCCGAGGGCCACGAUGCCUUCUUGCUCGAGUUCGAGCAGGUCAACGGCCACCUGCUGGCUUUCAUGAACGAGCACCUACGCGACAUCAUGCAGCGCAGCCCCUCCAAGGACGCCAUCGCCUCCCAGAACGGCGACGGCCUCGGCGUUACUAAGAGCAGCACCUUCGGGGAGGCGGAGGUGGACGACAUCACGGCCUGGUGA